Molecule: messenger RNA, 7578 nt
Organism: Camelus dromedarius (Arabian camel)
Lineage: Eukaryota; Metazoa; Chordata; Mammalia; Artiodactyla; Camelidae
Gene: NCKAP5
Product: NCK associated protein 5
Exons: 18
Coding region: 524-6382 (1952 amino acids)
Biological process (GO): microtubule depolymerization; microtubule bundle formation
Cellular component (GO): microtubule plus-end
Source: RefSeq, a predicted model, not a curated record
ACUUCAGGGCAGAGAGACAGAAAACAAACUUUGCGGGAACCCCAGCUCGCGCAACGCAGCCAGGCGGUGGGGGCAGUGGAGAAAGUCCCCAAAAGAGGCUAUCUUUAGCUCCCGUCAGAAUCAAAGAUGACACUUUGAGCACCACCUUAAAAGACACAAAAGAAGGAAGCGUGUUUGUUAAGGUGUCAGUUUUCUCCCCCUGCCUCUUGAAACUCCGCGUUGGCUGGUUGCCCAAGGUGGUGCUGCAUACAAAUAUUGACAGAACACAGCAGUGUUUGUUAAACCCAGCCGGGGAAGCCAGUGAUUAAAACUCUUGAAGGAAGAUCCGAAAACCCCAGGAACUCUCUCCUGAAUAGCCUUAGAACAUUGACCGAAUGAAAGAGUGAAUUUCGUUGACCGAAUGAAAGCACUGAGUGGGCUAAAAGGGAAACAUUCACCGUCCCUGUCUGCUAUGCCUUUUCGUGACCCUGGAAACAGAAGGGGAAUUCUUAUAAAUCACAAAGGAAAAUAAAUAACUUCACCCAUGGAGGGAAAGAGACAGCUUGAGAAAAGAGACUUUGGAAAAAGGCUGUCUCUAGAUAGCAGUCUUGUGGAAUACAUGGACUCCAAUAAAUACAUCGAACACCUGCUGGCUCAGCUUGAGGAGCAGCACCGAAGUCUCUGGAGGGAGAAGUUGGCUGUGGCCCAGCUGCAGAGGGAAGUUGCCCAAAGAAGAAGUGAGGGGGCCAUGCAUGAGAAGCUGAUCCAUGAAUUGGAAGAGGAGAGACACUUACGUCUGCAGAGUGAGAAGCGGUUGCAGGAGGUGACCCUGGAGUCAGAGCGCAGCCGGAUGCAGAUGCGUGGCCUGCAGCAGCAGUUCUCCAGGAUGGAAGAAACAGUACGAAAUCUAUUGCAGAGUCAAGGACCUCCAGAACAGAAAAAAGAAGAAACUGUUAAUAUAAUGGUCUAUCAGGGAAAGCUGUCAGAGGAAGAGAGAAAACACAAAGAAGCUUUGGAAGGCCUUCACAUGGUGGUAGAUGAGGAUUCGAGGAGUGAAGGCAGCAGUGCAGAUGAGGGGAAAGAAAAGACCAAAUUGCUUCUAGAAAGAUUGAAGGCUCUAGAGGCAGAGAAUUCAGCAUUGGCUUUGGAAAAUGAAAAUCAAAGGGAACAGUAUGAGAGAUGUCUCGAUGAGGUAGCCAACCAAGUUGUGCAAGCUCUGCUCACUCAAAAGGAUCUAAGGGAGGAAUGUGUAAAGUUGAAAACAAGAGUAUUUGAUUUGGAACAACAGAAUCGAACGUUAAGCAUCCUGUUCCAACAGCGAGUCAGACCAGCUUCUGAUCUGCUUCUCCAGAAACUUCACUCACGCAUCUUAGAUCUUUCAUCCGGGGAUUUGCUCUCAGAUGUGGAAAGAAGCCGAAGUCUGACGCAGUCACGAACUGAUGUUGAGAUGCACGAAUGCCAGCUGAACGCAAAACCAAGCACCUCUGCUUUGAAAUGCCCUGGCUUGGCGGUUGCCAUCCCUGGUCAUCUCUGUCCUCGAAAUAGCUGCAGCAGCAGCGAACUGUCCCUUUCGAGCACCUGCAGCGAGUACUCCAGCGGCUCCUCCUACACGUGGCAUGAUGGGAAGAACCUCAGGAAAAGGCAGUCAUCACAAAAUUGGGACAAAAGGUUAAGUAUUGACUCUUCACUCCCCAGUGGCUUUGCUAGUCCUACAGAUGAACUACCUCCAACUCGUAUCAAGGAAAGCCACAUUUUGGAAGGACUCAGGAAGCUACAGAAGCAAAAAUUGUUACUCGAACCCCCAUCAGUGAUAACCAAAUGGGGUUAUAAAGAUUGCAUGAACUCAAAUGAAGGAAUCUAUUCUCCAGGAAUUAAAAGUAGCAGCCUCAAGGAAUAUCCCCCCUGCAAACCCAUGGACACGGGGAGCCCCUGCAAAGAGCCCCACAAGGCGUUUGUUUAUGACACAGAUUCUCACGAUGAUGCGGAUGAGGACCCUUCUUCCCGAGCCGCGCUCCCAGCACUUCCAAACCAGGGCUGCGGGCUGCACUGUUGUCAACUAACCCAUAGUGUUUCUGACGGUCUCUUUGGCUGGGAGCCAAAUGGCAAACGCUGUUCAGAAGGCACUUCCUCGGUCUGUCCCAGGGAAAGGCCUGAGAAGCUGACCAGUUGUGCCAGCAACUGUCCCUUGGAGCAGAAGCUGUGCCCAGGUGUGCCGGUGCCACAGGUGCAGAGAGAGAGGGGCCCACACGGCCAGGGCCGCCUGGCUCUCAGUGUCCAGCUCUCAGACACCGAUGACAGUGAAACCCUGGAUGAGCUGCACAUCGAGAGCAGCGAUGGGAAAAGCCCUUCCGACGUGUCCUUGACUGCCGACACCGACAAGUCGAUGGAGAAUCUGGACAUCCUCUUGGGAUUGGGAAGAUCUCAACGUGGGUCUCCAGAGGAGCAGGAAAAGCAAGUGCCCGUCCCCUUAGAGAGUAGGCCAAAGACCUUUAGUUUCAUUAAGCAGCAAAGGCUUGUAAAACGGACUUCCUCCGAAGAACGUAUCACUGUGGUUUUUGAUGCGGAAGAUGGCGAGCCCAUUGAGUUCAGCUCUCACCAGACGGGCACUGUCACUGUCACCAGAAAUGAAAUCUCCAUCAAUCAGGCCCCUGCUAGACCCCAGGCUGAACACACUGAACUUUUACCUCAGGGAAUUGCUCAUUUCCAGUCAGGAGCUGCUGCAAAAGACUAUCCCUUCUUCAAGAGGUCAGAAGAGGAAAUUGAGGAAAACAUUCCAAAAGCCGAGGUAGAUGAUGUUCCCGAAGCUCCCACAGACUCUUUCCACCCCAGGACAGGGGCACAAAACACUCAGCGACAAAGACCGGCCAAACCAGCACACAGUCCGUCAUGCCAGAGGAAUUCCAGGUCCUCGGUGCCCACGGGCAUCUAUCAGAAGAAAAAUCUGACAAAAAUACCUACCAGGGGCAAGUCUUCACCCCAGAAAUCAAAAAUCAUGGAGCCUGAGGCCUCCAUAACUGUCCCCUCCGCUGGCCCGGUGACUCCUGAAAAAUCACCAGCUCCAGGGAAACUCUCACGAUUCAAAAAGACUGAAGGCCCAGCACCCCUCUUUGAUUUACAGCCAGAUUCACACAUUCCGAAACACCCUACCCAGCUCCCUCACGGCUCCAGCAUGUCCAGCAGAAGGGAUUGGGCCCAGUGCUCCACCAGACAGAUUCCAGCAUCACAGCUGCUGUCCAGGCCCCUCGCUGAGCCACAUGACGAUGGAGAGCCCCCCACGCGGGAUGCACACUGUGACCCUGGGCCCGAGGCAGGGCUGAAAUCACCCUCCCCUCCUUCCCCUCCAGGCAGGUCGGUCUCCCUACUCAUCAGGCCUAGUUAUGACUAUUUGUCACCACCUCCAUCUGCCAAGCCCGAGACCAGAGUCCCCAGUGAAACAGCAAGGACAGUAUUUAAAUCCCCUCCUCUGAAAGGAUCCUCCACUCCUAUUAUUUAUUUUAAUCAGACCACGACAGAAGUGCAGGGGAGGAAACCUUCUCUGACCUUCAAAAAGCCCAUCUUCUCUCGCCCUCUGCCCUCCGCAGAAACAGUGACCCCAACCCGAUGCUCUGCUCAUGCCCCCUCCAACUCAUUUGCUGUGAUGGCCUCAGGGCGCCCAAAGGUCUCUCCAAAGAGAAGUGUCCCCAAAACCCCACCUCACCAAACCCUGGGGACCACACAAACAGACACAGGGUUACGGACUUCCAAGAACUGUCCUUCAACCCACGAGCCACUGGAAAUACCAUCCUCGAAAAGUGUAUCUCCAAGGAGAAAAGGACAAUUGAAUGACAGUGUCUCCACGUCACUGAAGCCUUCCUUCUUAGGGGUAAGUGAGUCACCAUCAUCUCAGGGUAACAGUCCCUCCUCCUCAGCAUCCUCCAAAAGCCAUAACUUCCCGCAUGGUUGUCAAAGCCCUCAUGAGCGAGGGCUGAAAACUCGCCUCCCAGUUGGACUCAAAGUUUUCAUGAAGUCUCCCCAGUUGCUCAGGAAGAGUUCCACGGUGCCAGGGAAACAUGAAAAAGACAGUCUAAAUGAAGCUUCUAAAAGUUCUGUGGCCAUGAACAAGGCUAAGCCAGAGGCCUCCAGGAUUCCAACUGGCCUUGACACCACAGGAGAUGAAAGAAAUGUGUCUCCACUGGAUUUGCAAGCACCAGGUAGUUUGGCCGAAGGGCCUCCCCCAGAAACAGCAAUGCCAGAGUCACUGGUGAACAGCAUGCCUGGGGCUGACGGGAAAGAUCGGGUAGAAAACAAGUCUGGGAAAAGAUCCCUCUCCUCCAAACCACACCUGAAACCAGCUUUAGGCAUGAACGGAGCCAAAGCCCGCAGCCAGAGUCUCAGCGCUCACGCAGGAGACAAGCCCCCGACGCCCCCCAUGGAAGGAGGGCCAGGAAAGGUCCGAACUCAGAUUAUUACCAACACUGCUGAGAGAGGGAAUUCCCUCACCCGGCAGAGCUCGUCCGCCUCCACGGAAGGCGCUCCCGACAAGACAGCAUCUGCCCUGACGUCGGACAGUCUCCCUGGUGCCGGGAGGCCUCUGGGGCAUCCGUCCUCCGGGCACGGCUCCCUGGGGAGCACAGGCAGCUCCAGCAGCCAGCAAGGGAGCCCAAGUAAGUUGCCUCUAAAGAUCCCUCCAAAAUCUGAAGGGCCCCUCACCCCACCUGGAACAGAAGAGCCACAGGCCUCGGCCCAAGGAGAAAGCCCCAGGGUGACUGGACCUGGGGAGCCAGGCAGCGACCGCUGUGGAUGCCCACCCACCCCAACAGAUGGCCCACGAGUCCCGCAGAGUCCAGGGAGGAGCCGGUAUCCCAGCAGUCUUGAACCAAGCAGGACCUCCAAGCUCGAAACUUCUGGAAGGUUUCCAGACACUUCUACCACCAGGACUAGUGUUGUGAGCCCCGAAGCCCCCCUCUCACCCACAAUCGAAGAAAAGGUCAUGUUGUGCAUUCAGGAGAAUGUGGAAAAGGGCCAAGUGCAAACAAAGUCCACCUCUGUGGAAGCGAAGCCGAAGCCAGGGCCUUCUUUUGCCAGCUGGUUCGGUUUUCGGAGGAGCAGACUGCCUGCUCUCAGUAGCAGGAAAAUGGAUGUCUCCAAAACCAAAGCAGAAAAGAAAGAUGUGAAAGGUUUGGGGUUUGGAAACAAACAGCUAAAAUCAGAGCGAAGAAAAGAAAAAAAGAAGCCUGAGUUACAGUGUGAGAUGGAAAAUGAACUUAACAGGGACAUUGAGUUGGCAGAUGGUCCAGACAGUGGUUUACAAGGCAGAAGUAACCUGAAAACACCGCCAGAUAUUUUUGAGCAAAUGAAGUUGGAAUCGAGAAAUAGACCCAGCCCUGUUCCGUGUUCAACAAAAGAUACCUUUAUGACGGAACUUCUGAACAGAGUUGAUAAGAAAGCAGCUCAACAGACAGAAAGUGGAUCAAAUAAUGUUUCCUGCAGGAGUGUGUUAAAGGGCAGCUCCCAGGGCUCCUGUCUCACCGGCAGCUCCAUCAGCACUCAAGGAAGCCACAAGAAAAACAUCAAAACCAGAGCUGAUAUGGAAAUACCGAAGGGCUCCCUGAUAAAAGAGGCAAGUGAACACCUGCAAGAGGAUGAGGAAGAUACAGCUGCAGAUUCUGCAUUUCAGAGCCACAGCAUAGAAACGAACUGCCAGAUGAGGACACUGGACAGUGGGAUUGGAACCUUCCCGCUCCCAGACUCGGGAAGUCGCUCAGCAGGACGGUACUUAUGCCAGCCAGACUCCCCAGAGGACCCUGAGCUGCUCCUGUCUCUCCAGCCCACCCUUUGUACAGCUUCUUCCAUACGAGCCCAGACGCUUGAACGAGAAGUGCCUUCCUCUGCAGACAGCCGGGGCUCUGCAGACAGCACCAUUGUUCAUUCCACCUCCGACCCCAUCAUGACAGCCAGAGGGAUGCGACCUCUUCAGAGUCUCCUCCCCAAACCAGCCUCCUCAGGAAAAAUCAAUUCCCAAAUGCAGAAUGAAGCCGAGCCAAGGCCUCAGACUUGUUCGUCCUUCGACUACACUGAAAACACCAUGGCCAGCGAGCCACUUCCAGCCUGGGGGGGCGACAGCGCGGCUGCCCAGACCCAGAAAUUGAAACAAGCUGAAGAAACCAGAGAAGAUCCCAAGACUAGAUUAUGUAAAAUUUCCCUGGAGUCUUUCAAUAAAUAUAACAGCAAUACUGUGAUUUUAUUACAAAAAGAGAAGAACUCUCUGAGCAAGGUUGAAGGACAAAAGGAAGAAAAAGAAAAAAAUGAAGAGGCUUCUUUGAGUAGCUCCGAUAGGCCUGGGGUAGACAAUUUGGAAUCUUUGAGUGAUUCUUUAUAUGAUAGCUUCUCUUCCUGUGCAAGUCAGGGUUCAAAUGAUGUAUAAAGGACUUUUUUCUUCCCUUAGUGAGCUGAAAGUGGAGCACUUAAGAAACGGGGGUGGGGAGGGGGGCAGGUAGAGAUGACAACAGUAAACGACUGCAGUACCAGAGCCCACGCUGUCAGCCACAGCGAGCAGCCACUGGCGCCUGCUUCUAUGACAGGGCACUAAAGACACCCUAUCUGUUGUGUUCUGUGAGGAGUAAAAGUAAACACACCCACGAUACAGAAGUCUUAAUUUUGCACUUUUUUAGGAAUACGUGUACAGAAGUUGUAAAUUUGGGGGGAAAAGAAAUUAUAUUUGUUGCAAAAAAAAAAAAAAAGCAAUAAAUUGAAUCAGUGCCAUGCUCUUGAAAUGAUGUACUAAGUCUUAGAAGUUGAUGAUAAUAUAUUUUUUAAAAAUUCCAACUCAAGUUUUGGUUCAGGUCAUUGUCCCAGUCCUCAAAUUGUUUGUGGGUACACUCCGUGAACUGAAAACAGGGCCGGCUGGAAAACCAGAGCACUCUCUGUACAGUCUCCAUCUUACAAUCUCAGUCUGAUAGAAACUAAUUCUAGUGCAAUUUCAAAGUUGUUGCCAGAGAGAUUCAGAUUCUAAUAAUAAAUGUAAUUCUUUUACUGAAAACUAUAAAGGUACUGAAGUGUGACACUGAUCAGAAGCAAUGUGUAUCAGAAAUGCUGUAAUUGUUUUCCCUCCAAACAUUUCCUUACAUCUUCUACUUAGUGUAUCUCUGUAAUUCUCAACAUUAUUUGUUAAUUUUUAUCUUCUUGCGCUUUUUAUUAAAAUCUGGGCAAUCUAGAAAUGAAAGCAAAUUCCUAUUUGCGAUGUUCACUUUGUAAAAAAUUUAAAAGGGUGCUAUGAAAAAUUCUUACUUUUUAAUAUCCUUUUUUCUACAAAAUCUGUUUAUAUGUAAGGAUAAAUUCUAUUUUAAAGGUUACCAUGUAUUUUUUUCUAGAUGUGCACUAUUUAUAAUGGCUUUUGUACAGGAGCUUGUAAACUAGGCAUAACAGAAAUAUUUUUAGGAUCUAUAUGGUUACUUUAGUUACACACUUGUUUCUUUAAAGAGUAUUGUAUGAUCAGUGUUAUUUGGUUAAUUUGUGCAAUUUGUUAUAUUUGAAUUUUGUUGUCUUAAAUGAAAAUUGUGUCAUUGUCUUUCAGAUUUAAGAUUCUUUUGUUUCAUUUCUGAAUAAAAUUUAUAUCAAUCA